CGCGGGAGGGCGGGGUUAAUGGUUCGCUCGAGGAGUUCUUGCUAAAAAAACAUGGACCAAAAGAUCUCAUAUGAUGAUUAUCAGCUGCCAGUAGUCUUUCUGCCAUCCUAUGAGAGCCCACCUGCAUGGAUUCCUCCCCAGGAGAGGAUACAUCACCCCGACUAUAAUAAUGAGCUUACACACUUCCUACCUCGCACCAUAGUUUUAAAAAAGCCCCCAGGUGCACAACUGGGCUUCAAUAUUCGCGGUGGAAAAGCCUCACAGCUGGGUAUAUUUAUUUCCAAGGUAGUGCCAGAUUCUGAUGCGCAUAGGGCAGGACUUCAAGAAGGUGAUCAGGUGCUUUCUGUCAAUGAUGUGGAUUUUCAGGACAUAGAGCAUUCAAAGGCUGUGGAAAUUUUAAAGACCGCAAGAGAGAUUUUGAUGAAAGUUCGCUACUUUCCUUACAAUUACCAGAGGCAGAAGGAGAGGACUGUACACUAGGUGGCAGAGCUGAGCUGGAUGAAGGAACACAUAACAUGACGCAGAGGAUGAGAUGUUGGUGUGUGAAUGGAACAUCCACUGCAUCAUCUUCCUCCCACUAAUGAAUUUUUCUGACAAAGACACUUUUCAAAUGAAUAAUCUCCAAACACUCAAGGACAUGUCUGCUGGCAGCAGUUUUUAAAAUAAUCCAGUUGUGAUCUGUUUGUAUCAAAUUCUGUACAUGUCAAUGCCACAGCCUAACAAAUAGCUUGUGCAAGCAACACAACAUUUCCAGAUUCUGUUCCCCCUCUAUUAUCUUAAUUAUAUAGACUUCCUUUGAUUUUAUGGACAGUAAGGUUUUUUUAUGAUGUGUGUCAUGUAUAUGAAAAGGAGGUAUGGAAAGUGAUAUUUAUUGAUUGAAGUAAGUGUAUAGAUUCAUAGGACAAAGGGCACAUUGUGAAUUAUGGUCUGCUAGUAGUAUCGUCACUAAUAGGCGGUUGUUAAAUGAAGCUGAUAAUAAUGUUUAAUAUGUAUUUAACAGUUGCAUUACUGAAAUGCAAUACGUCCUGCUGAAACAAUGCUACUGACAGAAGUGUAAAUCUAGUUAAUGAAAACAGUGCCAUUCAUGUGCUGUAAAAUAUUUUCUGUGCUCUUAUUUUAAUUUAAAUCAACAUAAGUCUAAAUAGUUCCUGACUCUUUGGUUAAAUUAUACUGGACUCAAAGGUCCGAUGUGUGUUUUUUAGAAGAUCUAUUGAUAGUUAUGUAUAUUAUAUUGCAUUCUAUGUCUUCAGAGGUGUAUAAAGACCUUACAUAAAGCGUUAUGUUUUUAUUACCUUAGAAUGAGCUAUUUCUAUCUACAUACACCGCAGGUCCCCUUACAUGGAAUGCACCAUGUUGUUUCUACAGUAGCCCUAAGGAGACAAACCGCUCUACAGAAUUGUUUUGUAAAUAUGUUAUCUCCUGCAAAGAAGCAAAAAUGUGAUGACAUCUUAGUCCUGUGUCAGCCACCGUAGUGCUACGAAAGGGAGGGGUGGAGUGAGCUGUUGGUUGCAAUUCGCAACCUCACCCCUAGAUGCCACUAAAUUUCAUACACUGGACCUUUAAUAUUCUCAUAGAUCGUAACUGAGGCAAGUGUGCGGUUAUUACAUUAGGUAAUGUCCCUGUUACGUUAAUAUACAAUAUAUCAUGGGUCAAUACACCCAUGAAGACAUUGGCAUGUAUUCUAAGCAAAAUGCAAAUGUACAUUAAGCAUAAGACAAUAAAAUAACAUUGUACAGUGUCUGUAAUAAACUAAAAUCCUCCAUUCUCAAUGUGAGAAAUAAACAGUCUGCACAAACGU
This is a messenger RNA of Triplophysa rosa, 1798 nucleotides long. RefSeq names its product PDZ domain containing 11 (gene pdzd11). Gene Ontology annotation, cellular component: basolateral plasma membrane; synapse; cell-cell junction. The coding region runs from base 52 to 480 and encodes 142 amino acids. The record is from RefSeq and is a predicted model, not a curated record. Gene Ontology annotation, biological process: maintenance of epithelial cell apical/basal polarity; protein localization to basolateral plasma membrane; neurotransmitter secretion. The transcript is spliced from 6 exons. Lineage: Eukaryota; Metazoa; Chordata; Actinopteri; Cypriniformes; Nemacheilidae. Gene Ontology annotation, molecular function: protein binding.